Tetrahymena thermophila SB210 is the source of this 2943-nucleotide messenger RNA. Its product is annotated as neutral sphingomyelinase (N-SMase) activation associated factor. The record is from RefSeq and is a predicted model, not a curated record. Gene Ontology annotation, molecular function: protein binding. NCBI's taxonomy places the organism in Eukaryota, Ciliophora, Oligohymenophorea, Hymenostomatida, Tetrahymenidae. The transcript is spliced from 11 exons.
AUGAUAGGACUUAAGACAAGCAAACAAAGAUUCAAUUUAUUUUAUUUAGACGAAAGUGAGCUUUACACAGAAGAUUUCAGUGGCUACUGCAUAUAUAAAAGUAUCCAUACAGAAGAAGAGCACAAAGAAAGAGGCAAGUUUCACAUAUGCUCGCGCUCCAUAAUAUUUGAAUCUGAUAACCCAGAAAUACCUUUAAUGAAAUUCGGCUAUAGAGCGAUGAUGAAGCCACCUUAAUUAAAAUUAGAAGAUAACAAAAGAGGCUAAUAAGAAGUAAAAACCUUAGGUUCUAAUAAAGACGAUAAUUCUGUAGAAAUUAUAGUUAAUAAAGUAGUAGAAAUAGAUACCAGCGGUCCUCCAUCACCUUAUAUUCAUCAUGACUUUGAAAUAGCCCCUUACUUUCAUGUUAGCAUCAUACCUAUUUAUGAUAAUGUAUAGAGAGUUCAACAAUGGAUUUCACAACUCUACGAUAUAUAAAAGAGUUCUCCUUAUUCUGGCAAUUAGGAAGAAGAAAUUCAGCAGAUUCUCAUGGAAAAGAAUGGCAAGAAAAAAUUCAAUAUGAGUUAGACUGAGAGUGUGAGCGAAAAACCUCUCUUAAACAACUAGCUUUUAUGCAGACAGAUUCUUCCUUUGAAUUCAAUUUAUGGCAUCCUUUAUGCAACUAACAAAAACAUAUACUUUUAGCCUAUACACAACAUAUCUACUAAACCCGUCAAAAUCAUUCCGAUUGAAUACAUCUUUAGACUCUAUAAGAGAAGAUUCGAAUUAAAGAACAUCGGCUUAGAAAUGAUGGUAUCAAACAAGAAUAAAUCUUACUACUUUGCAUUUGAAGACCAAAAUAAUAGAGAUCUACUCUAUAAUGCUCUCCUCAGAUAGGUUUCCUAAGAAUGCAUUUCAGAUCUCUCACUUGAAAAAGUUACUUUCAUGUGGUAAAACUAUCAAAUAUCAAACUACGAAUAUCUUAUGCAUUUAAAUCAUGCAGGUAAUAGAUCAUUUGCAGAUCUUUCGUAGUAUCCUGUCUUUCCUUGGGUUAUAUCUAAUUAUAAUAGUACUGAAAUAGAUAUUAAUGAUCCUGCUAAUUACAGAGAUCUCAAAAAGCCUAUCGGAGCUCUCAAUCCAAAGAGACUCAAGGAUUUCAAAGACAGAUAUCAAGACAUGCCUUCACCUAAAUUUUUGUAUGGAACACAUUAUUCAACUCCAGGAUAUGUUAUUGGUUAUUUGGUUAGAAAGAAACCAGAAUAUAUGCUCAAAUUACAAAGCGGGAAAUUUGAUAAACCAGACAGAUUAUUCAAAAGUAUUAAAGGUGAUUGGCGAAAUGUUUUAGAUAACCCCACAAGUGUUAAGGAGUUAAUUCCUGAGUACUUUUAAAACGAUGACUCUUUCCUCAUGAACUACAAAGAUUUAAAUUUUGGAAUCAGACAAAAUGGAAAAAAGGUAGACGCAGUAAAACUUCCCAAAUGGGCAAAAGGUGAUGCAAAGGAAUUUUUGAGAGUAAAUAGAGAAGCCUUAGAAAGUGAAAUAGUUUCCUAAAACCUUCAUCAUUGGAUUGAUUUAAUUUUCGGAUAUAAACAAAGAGGCUAGCACUCUAUUGAUGCAGAUAAUGUUUUCCAUCAUUUGACAUACGAAGGAAUGGUGGACUUGGAUGCAAUUUAAGAUCCUAUUGAGAGACAAGCUUUGCGUUGUUAGAUCAACGAAUUUGGAUAAUGCCCUAAAUAACUAUUUAAGAUUCCUCAUACUCCCAGAAGAUUACCAGUUUAGUCUCCUUUGAAUGGACUUAGCCAAAGCUUGAAUUUCGAUUGGAGUAAUGGCAAAGGCUCUUUAGAUCUUAAUGGAUAACUUUUAGCUUCUUCUAGCUUUGAAGAAUAUAAAGAUAGAAAUAGCUUGCCAGGAAAUAGCAUUUUUAGCACUCAAAAGGCUCGUGAUAGUAUCUAAGGUAGCAACAAUAAAAUGGCAGAAAGUUAUAUCUAAACUAAUAACUCUAAUAAGUAUUUGUGGGAGGUUUACGAUGGUAAUAAAAGCAUGUUACAAGUAGAUUUGAUUAGCAAGGCUCACAAAAAAAAUGUCACACAAAUCAGAAAAUUAAAAAAGAAAUAGAAUUAAAUAAUCAGCAUUGGAGAAGAUGGCUUUUUGAAAGUUUGCGAUUUGUCAAAUAAAUCUGUAAUUAAAAGCUUUAAAAUAUGCGAUCUUAAUCUUAGCAGCUUUGUUCCCAUAAAAGAAGAUGAAAUAUUUGCAAUUGGUUGUUGGGAUAACAAGCUUUAUAUAUUUAACUUAAACUAUGGCUCUAAAGUGAAAGUCUUAUCAAUUCACAACGAGUCAAUCAGUAGUCUAUGUUAUUUUUCCUCCUUAAACACACUUUUUACAGCAUCCUGGGAUUGCACAGUGAAAUAAUUUGCUUGCGAAGAUGGCUAGCUUGAUGAAGACUCAGAAGAUAUUUUCUGGGACCACGAUUCUCAAAUUACCCAUAUAUCGGGAAAUAAAGAAGAGACUCUUCUAGGUGUUGGAGAUGUUGAUGGUCAUGUCAAUAUUAUUGAUGUAAAAACAAAAUAAGUAAAGUUCAGCUUCUAAAUUCCAGAAUAAAAAAUCACAAAAAUAGUAUUCUCUAAAAAUCAUUUAGUAGCAUCUGGUGAUAAUGUUAUAAAACACUACGAAUUAAAUGGAACUGAAUUAUGCUAGUUUGAUGUAGAAUUACAAAACGGAUAAAUCACUGAUUUUGACAUAGAUGGUAGAAACCUUGUAGUUGUUACUAAUAAAGGACAUAUUGCUAUAUUCGAUUUACUUACUGAAAAGAAAGUAGGUCACUACUUUAAUGAUUUUAACGAAGGUGAUUUUGAUAUUGUUGAAGACUAGUAAUUCAGUUGCAUGACGACUUACAAAGAUGAAGAUAAUUUAAUAACCGCUUAUUUAGGAUCUAUAAAUGGGUCUAUAAAUAUAUUAUACAAAUCUUGA